AGGAAUCAAGCUGUUUCCAUGGUGACGGAGCGACAGCCUCGAUGGUCGAUUGAGCAGGUCUGCGCGAGGUUCCCAGAGGGCUGCGCGGGGUCGGUUCUUCGGCGCUGUCAUGGCGGGUGUGCUGAAGAAGACCACUGGCCUCGUGGGAUUGGCUGUGUGUGAGAGUCCACACGAGAGGCUCAGAAUAUUGUACACAAAGAUUCUUGAUGUUCUUGAGCAAAUCCCUAAAAAUGCAGCGUAUAGAAAAUAUACAGAGCAGAUUACAAAUGAGAAACUGGGAAUGGUUAAAGCGGAAUCAGAUGUUAAAAAAUURGAAGAGCAACUUCAGCAUGGCCAAAUAGAAGAGGUGAUUCUUCAGGCUGAAACUGAACUAAGUCUGGCAAGAAAAAUGCUGCAGUGGAAACCAUGGGAGCCAUUAAUAGAAGAACCUCCUGCUAACCAGUGGAAAUGGCCAAUAUAAUCAUUACAUGUAUUCUGUGGGCUGAUGGGAAACUGAUUUAAUUAAGUGUUCUGUUAUUUUUAAAAUGUUUCCAUGUAUUGACAUAAUCAAGAAAACUGACACAGGACACAUUGAAGAGACUAGUGUUUAUGGUAAUAGGGUCKURUGAAUCAGUUUUUGAUAAGCAGAGUAUUUGUGCAGAUUAUUUCAAAGAUGGAAUUUCUUUAAACAGAAAGUUUGAGGGAAGAUUUGAAAGUUAAUUAGAAAAAUUCCUAUAGAUCUUUAUUUCAGAGGUCAAAUCAAAAGUUUCAGUAUCUUUAGUAUGUUACUCAAUUUCAUUUCAUUAUCCUGAUAAAAAGAAAAAGCACUUUAUUAUUAUUGUCUAAACAAAUUUACUGGUCACCAUUUGAGAUGAAGUAGUAAGCAUGAAAAUGGUUAGUUGUGAGAAUAAUGGCAAAAAUAGUUCRUGAUAAAAUUUUCAAUUGUUGACCUCCUUGGCUGUGAUCUUAUGUAUAAAGGAAAACUUACAUAUAUGAUUCUGUAAUGACUAUCAAAUCCAUUAUAAAUGUCAUUUUAUUUUAGGCUGCGUUUGGAUUAUUUACUCUAUUUUCACUAUUUCCAUUUUAUCUUCAUUUUGUCACAUUUUGUUGUUACUUUAUUAGCCUUGAAAACCAUCUGAUUAGAACUCAUUGUACAAUUGAAGAAAUUGAUUUUUGGUACUUGAAAAAUUUCUUAUUUUUACAGAGUUUGUUGGAUAAGUUUUUCCUUUUGUUUCAUUUAAGGAAGUUAUCUGGCCCUUAGCCUUUAGUUUUAUUGAUCAACCCAACUACAUCAGGAUGGAUGUAGAAGUUCUUUUAAAAACGGUAGUAGGAGUUCCUGAAGUUUACCUGGUACACAUGAGUAUAUUCAAAAUAUCUUAGUCAUACAGGUAUAAUUUCAAAGUGGAAUCACUAAGUAGUUUUCACUGUUUGUAGUAUGCAUGCCAGGUAGGUAUCAAAUAGAAGACAAAUGCUGUUCAAGGAAAGAAGUUGGCAAGCUCAAGUUUGACAAAAAUCAAAUUACUUUGCAUCUGUCUUCGCCUUUUCUUCCUAGCUCCCCAUUAUUUCCAAAUACCCAGUUAAAUUUAUUUUUUUCUUCAUAGAUAAAUCAUAAAUACUUCCCUCUCUGUGUGUGGGCAUUUAUGUGUGUGCUCUCUCUUCUGGCUAAACUGAAUUAUUCAAAAUGAGAAAAAAAAUUGUAUUUUUUCUUUUUCCUAAUAUAUUUCUCCCUUAUAAAGCUGUAACCUAAUGCUAAAUUAAUAUUAAGUAGGUAAGUUGGGUUACUUUUUAGCCAUCAGAUUACAAGGGAGCUUCUUGUGGAUGGGAAGCAAAAGUAUUAAGGGAGGGUCAAGCCCAGGGUUCUCAUUCCUGCGGUUCUAGCACCAUUGUGAGUUCAGUGGCUAAGGUGAGGAAGGUUGUUAGUCCCUCAGAUUAUUUAACUUCCUUUUUCAGUUCAACAUUUACUUAAAUAUGUAGUAUAUUUGCUAAGGUCAAAAUAUGUAACUGUAAAGCAUGUGUGCAUGAUGCUUUCAAGCUAAUUUUCUAACCAAAUUUUUUAGGAUACUUUGGGGACAUUUAAAAAAUUGUUUUGCUGUGUCUUUACUAUACUUUCAGUCCCAUUUCUCCCAUGAUUUUUGAGUAUCUUUUAUAUUUCACCAGCAGUGCUUCUAUAGCUUUGUUAUUUAAAGGGGACUUUAUUCGUGUUUGCAAUAGAGUUUUAGAAUAACGUACUUGUAGAAUAAUAGCUAGUAUGUAAACCUAAUAGUUAAUGAUUUCUGAGACAAAUAUGAAUGUCAGGUACUGUGCUAAGUACUUUCAUUCAUUAAAUCUACACCACAACUUGGUAAGAGGAAGAUACUGUGAACUAUCUCUGUUCUCAUAAGGAAAUGGAAUCCAUCAUGAAUAGUGCUGCCCUAUUUUGUGUAAUGUGGGGUGCUGGAGGAACUGAGACAAAGAAAUGACUUAAUAAUAUAUUCAAGGUCAUAUAGACAUGGAGUUAAAUUUUGAACCUAGACAGUCUGGUUCUAGGAUUCAUGCUCUUAACUUUAUAUUAUGUUGUUCUUUACUAAUAUGCUUGGGAUGCUGUCAUUUCUGCCUAUACCAUAUCAGCUGAAUCCAACAAACCUAGAUCUUGCUCCCUUGAAUUUUUCUGUCAGAGUAAUUGUAAAGAAUAAUAUGAACAGAAGUAGUAAACUGGAUUUCACUUUGUGCAAUGAUCUUUGGAUUUGCACAAAAUGUUAAAAGGAUUGAUAUAAAAAAAGGCAGUGCGAUUUGGUCCAUCACUCUUGCAUUUACUGGCAUUACAGCUGCGUGCACAACUUUACACCUGAUUGUUCUUAUUCCUUCAAAUCUUUUACCAUUUGCUUCCUAUAAACUUCCAUAUUAAGUAUUCUGACCAUUUUGCAAAUGAUUAUUCUAUUCACAGAUCUUCAGUGUUGCUGAGUGGUUUCUAGACUAAUUUGAAUAAUUUUUAGAAUGGUUUAUUUUGGUUUGCAGUAGGCUCCUGAUAGAUUUCAUUCAGGUUAAUCACCUUACUCUGCUUCAGAAGAAAGAGAACUAAUCAAUUUGAGCUUUGCAAACAAGAAAAUGAUAUCAAAAUUGAUACCCCUUUCACACCCAUACUUCAGAAUAUUUUAAUUUCUGGACAUUUUUUCAGAUGAAAUGACUUUUAUUUGGGAUAAUCAACUUGGAAUGAUUUUUGAAGUGAAAGAAGGUAUUAAUAAUUUCAUAAGGAUAAUAGGUGUCCUGUACAAACAGGACGUAGGGCCCCCUACUGAAAUAAGGCUCAGAUCUCAGGGUUGCCAUUCUUCCUAUAACAGCAGGAGCUGGACAACUAAACAAACUGUCAUCUGUAGYGAAUGUGAUGCUGUCAGGUUUCCAUGUGUCCUUUUACAAUAUUCUCUCACCCUGCCUUUCCCUCAAAUUGGUGGAUGAAAGAAAAAGUGCUUAUCUUAUGAGCUUUUUCCUUUUCUCAUCCUAAGAUUCAGUCAGAAAUAUAAGGCUAGGUAUUAAAAAAAAAAAAAAA
Urocitellus parryii (Arctic ground squirrel) is the source of this 3502-nucleotide messenger RNA. RefSeq names its product NADH:ubiquinone oxidoreductase subunit A5 (gene Ndufa5). Gene Ontology annotation, cellular component: respiratory chain complex I. Gene Ontology annotation, biological process: respiratory electron transport chain. The record is from RefSeq and is a predicted model, not a curated record. Lineage: Eukaryota; Metazoa; Chordata; Mammalia; Rodentia; Sciuridae.